UUGAUGCAGCUGCUUUGUUUUGUCAAGUCGAUCUCUAAUUUUGUAAUCGCGAUAACUUUGAUUGUUUCUGCUUCUUUCAAGAGUUUGAAAUCUUAAGUUCUGUUCAAAUAGUGCACUAGUUCGGCUGAUUGUAAAAAUUGCUAAGAAAACAACAAGUAGCGCUAUUGCGCGUUGGAAAAUCUCCCGGUCAUGAUGGCCUCCAGCACUUCGGCAUUUCAUUGCAUUGUCUGUACGUUGACAAAAAUCCCGUUUGCAACGUUAGGUAAAGACACUCAGCAGAAAAUUGUUAAAAGUGGUAGACCCACGAACCAAAUGCCCAAUCUGCAUGCAAAAUAUCAUAACCCCAAUCUGCCUACCCACAAUUGGAUGACGGGAUGUGACAAGAACCAACGGCUAUACUGUUGGCCUUGUCUACUGUUCAACACCAGUGAAUUUGAUAUGUGGGGAAAGCGUGGAUUUUCCGAUUUUCAUCGAUUAUCCCAAGCAACUCUUGAGCAUUCAAAAGAUGUUUCUCAUCAAGCGAAAAGGAAGACGUUGGACCUUUGGAUGGAAACAUAUUCCGACGGAAGCGACGAUAGUAGUGAAGAAGAGCUUGAAUGUAUUCCCGAGUUAGAUUUCCUAAACUCGGAUGUUCCAGAAGAGGAGGAUGAACUGGAUAUAAAACCUAAUGUGGAGGCAUUGAAUGCUUCUUCCUCGUCUUCAUCACAACACGCUGUAACGGCCAUUCUUGAUCUUUGUGAUCCAGCGGGGGUGAGAGAAAUUGAAAUGCCUGGAAGUAGUCCGAUCGUCGUUAGGGAUAAUUCUCCAGAACCUGCUUUGGCUACUUGUACAACCACAACAUCUACUGCUACUGCUACUGCUUUUACUGCAACCACCAUCGCUGAGUCACAGGAUUACGAGAAAGCAAACAUUUAUCUCUUUACAGGAGACUCUGAUUCUCAAACUGCAGCAUCCGGCGCGGAAAAGUAUCAGCUCAAAUGGCAUUCACAUCAACAGAAUCUCAAUUCGUCCAUUUCAUGCCUCUAUAAAAAUGAUCGCUAUGCUGACGUGAUGCUUAUUACCUGCAACAGUGAGGAAAACUUUGCAAUACCAGCACACAAGCUGGUCCUUGGAACUUCCAGUACGUACUUUGCCAACAUUUUCGAUAAGAAUUUUGCCCCAGCAAAUGCGAUGACAUACAUAGUACUUCCCCCGGAACUCACGAAACGCGCGAUCCAAACACUGAUCCAGUAUAUGUAUACAGGAGAAUCGACCGUGUCCGUAGAUAUUCUCAAUGAAGUAUUACGUGGUGGUGAAAUUCUAAAAAUCCGUGGUCUAUGGCGGAACCAAGCCGAAUCAUCGGCGCAUUCUGAGCAGCAAGGUUCAAAAGAUGGAUCCAGUCGACAUCGGACAGAACGUAUUUCUGUGGAUCGCAUUCCGUUACAGGAACCUCGCAUAGCACAAAACCCUGUAACGGCCCAUGACAGUCCCGUCAUAGUCACGAAUUCUGCUAAGAGUUAUGGAAUAAGUCAGACUGCUCAAAUGCCCGCAAGUUCGUCCACACCGAUCAUCAACGUAAAGAAGGACGUUGCAAUUGAUCCUGGCGAAAGAAGCAGCAGAUCGCAAAGUCAGAAACGUUCGUUUCAGGAAUUACACCAACAAGCACAACGACAGCAAGGUUCAGCUCAAAUUUCCGCCUGCAGACCAUCGCCACCUAAUGCUGAUAAUACCCUUACUCCAGGCACUGGAACUCGGUCGAUGCCUGAAGAGUUGAACUUUCUUAGCGUGAAGGAAGAACCCGUCGAGUGGACAGAUGUCAAUGCAGAGGAAAUAAACCUGGAUAAAUCUGACAUGCCGAUGGUGAAGGUUGAACUUAAAGAAUUUGCUGUUGCCGAUGAAAAUCAUGGACAGAGCCAGGAUCAGGUUUAUUCUCCUCUUACUUGCGAGUUGUGUAGCGAAACAUUUACCGUGCCAGCCGAAUGGGUUCGCCAUAUAGAAAGUCAUACCGAUCCACCGCAUACGGUAUCCAAACGGCGUAGACGUAUAGAAGAUGACGAUGGGGCCGAUGCGACAGCAGCGCUAAAGUGCGACUUGUGUGCAAUGUAUUUCGUGACACCUGCCGAAUGGGUUCGCCACGUGCAGAGCACCCACACGGAAACGGAACUAGCCAUCUCCAAUAAUAGUGGGUAUUCCCGAAGAAGUUCCAAAUCUACAACUUCCGAUCCACAGCACUCGGCAGCAACGACUACGGCGGCAGGUCAACAGCAGGAAAAAUCAUGCUCGAUUUGCAACAAAAGCUUUCCCUCCUAUGCCAGCAUGCUCAUUCACAAACGGACACAUACAGGCGAGCGACCAUUCUAUUGUGACAUUUGCAAUAAAGGCUUUAACGUGAAAUCCAAUCUUUUGCGACACAUGCGAACGUUGCACAACCAGCACGGUAGCCAGUCUCCUACAUCAGGCGGCGACAGUCACGGCUCGGACUAGAAUGCACAUAGGUGUAUGUAAUAGGCUGCAUACCUUCUAAUCUACAAUUUAAACUGUCUUCUUGACUGGCCAAUACUGAUGGUCAUCAUUUUAUGCUAAGACGCUUUGUAUUUUCUUUGUACAACCCCUAGGGAUGUAUGAGAGUUCAUUGAAGGUAAGUCCAUUCACCAUGAUAAGUAUUCAUGUUCGUUUUCAUUACGAUGAAUGUUUACAUGAUAAUUCCCACAGAAAACACAAACUGUAAAAAUAGAGUUAAGAAAUCCGUUGGAUUUAAAAGUGAUAAGAGGAAGAACAUUUUGGGUUCUUUUCUUUCGGAUUAACAUUAGUGAGGCUGAUUUUAGUAUCAGAAAUACUAAAUAUAUUUUUUUUUUAUCUAUCUAAUGUCGUCGAUAAAUGUUUGCUAAAUGUCCGAAAUCCAGAAAAAAAUAAUAA
Ochlerotatus camptorhynchus is the source of this 2895-nucleotide messenger RNA. RefSeq names its product zinc finger and BTB domain-containing protein 17. Gene Ontology annotation, biological process: regulation of transcription by RNA polymerase II. Gene Ontology annotation, cellular component: nucleus. The record is from RefSeq and is a predicted model, not a curated record. Bases 190 to 2463 code for a protein of 757 amino acids. Gene Ontology annotation, molecular function: protein binding. The transcript is spliced from 7 exons. NCBI's taxonomy places the organism in Eukaryota, Metazoa, Arthropoda, Insecta, Diptera, Culicidae.